AGCAGCGGCGGCGGCGGACGGAGGGAGCGGAUAAAGCUGAUAUCGCUGAUAUCGCUGCUAUCGCGACAGCCCCGCGGCUUUCAGCGCCGCCACUCUCGGGAUUACCGUUUUUGGGAUUUGCCUUUCUCCUGACGGACCUACUGGGCGCCCGCCCCGGAUUAUAAUUGCAGCAUGACCUUGGAGGAGCUGGUGCCUUGCGAUAGCAGCAAGAUGCAGGCGGUGGGCGAGGCGGUGGAGCGGGUGCUGGUGGCAGCGCAGCGGCAGGAUCGGCUGACAGUGGGGGUCUACGAGUCUGCCAAGCUGAUGAAUGUGGACCCCGACAGCGUGGUGCUGUGCCUUCUGGCCACUGAUGAGGAGGACGAAGGUGACAUCGCCCUGCAGAUUCACUUCACCCUCAUCCAGGCUUUCUGCUGCGACAACGACAUUCACAUCCUGCGCCUGUCGGGGAUGCAGCGCUUGGCCACCAUCCUGGGCGAGCCUGAGCCUGGUGCUGAGCCCCGCGACCUCCACUGCCUCUUAGUCACGAACUCCCACACGGAUGCCUGGAAGAGCCAAGGCUUGGCAGAGGUGGCGAGUUACUGUGCUGAGAGCCGAGACCGAAACCAGUGGGUGCCCUACGUGUGUCUGCAGGAGCGCUGAGCCCAUCCUGCCCCAUCCCCAGCUCUGCACCUGAAGGAGGAAGAGGAAUCAAAACCAAAAAACACCCCAUAAAACGGCAGGAAAAGGAAGGAGAAAACGGCCAGUUCGAAAAAAAAAGACACCCAAACCAACACAGACCCAAACACCCACCGAUAUUUUCCUUUUGCUUUUGAACCGGAGAGGAGGGAGCAGCAGCCCGGCCACAGCGGCGGGCGUGGGAAGGAGCAGAGCCGCGGCCGUGCCGGUGGGACGCUGGCCAGAGCACACCGGAGCCGUGCCGAGGAGUUUGUGGUGGUCGUGGGAACACGCCGAGGAGCCCCGGGCCGGGCGCUGGGAGGAGCCUGAGACUGCUCUGCUUUUCGUCUUUGGCCUCGGUGGCUUGAGGAUGGCGAAGGGACGGAGUUUUGUGAACAAACUGCUUUUCUUUUCCAGGGGACCGAUUUUUUUCCCCCCCUUUACCCCCUGGCAGUCAUGGACCUGCACUGCCACCCCUUGUUUUUUGCACUCGAGCCCCCUGGAGACCCUGAGUUGAAUCUGGGCCAGAGUCUGUUCUUAUACUGAUGGAGGAAAAAAAUACUUCUUUGCAAUAAAAUGUCUGAUGUCA
Colius striatus (speckled mousebird) is the source of this 1243-nucleotide messenger RNA. It is a transcript of the gene GADD45B, whose product is annotated as growth arrest and DNA damage inducible beta. The transcript is spliced from 4 exons. Lineage: Eukaryota; Metazoa; Chordata; Aves; Coliiformes; Coliidae. Gene Ontology annotation, biological process: regulation of cell cycle. The record is from RefSeq and is a predicted model, not a curated record. Gene Ontology annotation, cellular component: cytoplasm; nucleus. The coding region runs from base 172 to 639 and encodes 155 amino acids.